Messenger RNA from Asterias rubens (European starfish), 5557 nucleotides. Its product is annotated as protein kinase C delta type-like. The coding region runs from base 485 to 2572 and encodes 695 amino acids. The transcript is spliced from 18 exons. The record is from RefSeq and is a predicted model, not a curated record. Gene Ontology annotation, molecular function: diacylglycerol-dependent serine/threonine kinase activity; ATP binding. Gene Ontology annotation, biological process: protein phosphorylation. Lineage: Eukaryota; Metazoa; Echinodermata; Asteroidea; Forcipulatida; Asteriidae.
GAAGUUCUUCUGAUUCAUAGUCUGUAGGACUCAGAACCCCAACCGGGAGCCCUUUUAAAAUAAAAAAAAGCCAAAUCAAAACAGAGUUAAUGUGGGAAGCGGAUUGUAAACAGCAGGAGAUGUUCAGUGACUAAAAUUCGACCGCGGUGAUCAUUCGAAACCGAGCUUUUUUUGUUUAGGGGCAGGCUGAGUUUGAAAUUGGAAACAGUCGGAGCAGUAUUGACUGGAUUGAGUUUCCUGCAAGGUGGUUGGUGAAAGUGAUUUGAAAUCUAAUAUAAGCUGUUAGCGAGUAACUGAAGUACGCUGUCUUGGUUGAAGUCUAAAGGACCCCAAUCAGGUGGAGUGGUGUGCAGUGCUGUGGAGCUGCGGUUAGAGGAGACGCCCUUUGGAUAUUGGGAAUUCGCUAUUGAAUUAGCACCUGUACAAGAAGAGUGCUGUAUCUGAUCCCAUUUCUGACACCGGAAUCAGCCCCCAAAAAGCCAUCAUGGUGUUUUUGAGGGUCCGUCUCCACGGAGUGGAGGACAUAGACUUGCCAGACAAGGAUACUGGGGAAUGUGAUUGUGUUGUCCAUAUUAAGGAGAAGGUUACCAAUGCACAAGGAGGAAGUAAUUUGAUGACGACACGCAAGCUGACCCCACUGUGGGGAAAAUGCUUUGAUUCUCACCUGUACGAGGGUCGGGUUAUUCACAUCAUCAUCCAGAACAACAAUAAGAUGGUUGCCGAAGCUGAGCUCAAGGUCAUGGACAUGGCAGCCAUGUGUGGAACCAACGGUGAUGUACUUACCACUGAUUUGAUGCUGAAGCCGACUGGUGUCCUACAUGCUCAGCUCAAAUGCUUCUCAGAAUCACAAGAUGAUCCCAACCAAGCCAGCAUGAUCAAGCCCAAUCUAAACCAACCCCUUCUUGAUGAUGAUGAUGAUGACAAGACAAACUCUGGCGCCCUCACAAGGCGACGAGGGGCCAUGCGACAGGCUAAAGUACAUGAACACCUUGGCCACAAGUUCUUAGCACAUUAUUUCCGCACACCGACCUAUUGCUCAUUCUGUAAUGAGUUCAUUUGGGGUGUUAUGGGAAAGCAAGGUUACAAAUGCAAAGAGUGUCAGUUGGCAGUGCAUAAACGAUGCUACAACCAAGUACUAGGAAAAUGUCCUGGUGCUGGCACAGAAACAAUGGACACAAAGAUUUUGAAGAAGCGAUUUAAGAUUGAUAUGCCGCAUCGCUUUAAGGUGUUCUCAUAUCGUAGUCCUACAUUCUGUGAUCACUGUGGAACAAUGCUCUAUGGCCUCAUCCGACAGGGCGUCAAAUGCGAAGCAUGCAAUGUGAAUGUUCACCACAAGUGUAAGAAGCACGUACCUAACCUGUGUGGUAUCAACCAGCAGCUCCUAUCAAUCGCUUUACAGGAAGUAGAGGAGAAGAAACGUAAAGCAGAUAGGACCCCUCCUGAGCUGAAGAGUGCUACCUCUGCUGAAGAUUCAGACGAUGACGAUGAUAUACUUAUAGGAAAGAAAGCAGCAAUUUAUGAGCCACUUUGGCAGGCUGUCGCACCCCCUGACAAAGCCGCACCCCCAGCCCCCCCUAAGCUCUACAAGAUUGAAGACUUCAACUUAAUAAAGGUGCUUGGCAAGGGAAGUUUCGGAAAGGUGAUGCUGGCCAACCAGAAAGGUACAGAGAAGUACUAUGCCAUCAAAGCCCUAAAGAAAGAUGUAGUUCUUGAAGAUGAUGAUGUAGAAUGCACCAUGGUAGAGAGACACGUCUUGGGUCUUGCCUGGCAACAUCCCUUCCUUACCCAUCUCUUCUGCACCUUCCAGAGCAAGGGUCAUCUUUUCUUUGUUAUGGAAUACCUGAAUGGAGGAGAUCUAAUGUUCCACAUCCAGACAUCGCUACGAUUUGAAGAGAAAAGAGCGAGGUUCUACGCAGCGGAGAUCAUCUGCGGACUGCAGUUUCUCCACCGACGGGGGAUCAUCUACCGCGAUCUCAAGCUUGACAAUGUCCUGCUCGAUUUCGAGGGCCACAUUAAGAUAGCGGACUUCGGCAUGUGCAAACAAAAUAUCACUGAUGAUAAUAAGGCGUCAACGUUCUGCGGAACUCCAGAUUAUAUCGCGCCUGAGAUUUUGAACGGCCAGAAGUACACAUCCUCUGUGGAUUGGUGGUCAUUUGGCGUCCUUCUAUAUGAAAUGUUUAUUGGUCAAUCUCCUUUCCAUGGUGAUGACGAGGAACUACUAUUUGAUUCUAUUCUUCACGACACGCCCCACUAUCCAAGAUGGCUGCCCAGUGAGGCUAAAUCAUGCAUCUCUAGUUUGCUUGUACGUGAGCCAACAAUGCGGUUAGGAGUCAAGAGCGAGAUUCGCAGUCACGAUUUCUUCAGAUCCGUCAACUUUGAGAAGUUGGAGAAAAGGGAAAUUCCACCUCCCUUCAAACCCAAGAUUAAAUCUGCUUCAGAUUCCAGUAACUUUGACCCCGAGUUCACGAUGGAGAAGGUUGCCCUGUCGAUGAUCGACCGCCAGAUUCUAGAAUCGAUGAACCAGAACCAAUUUAGAGGUUUCUCGUUCACCAAUCCGAUGAUGGAUCAGUGAUCAGUAGGUGACAUCAACACCUUGCUGCCGUAAAUAUUUAAUGAUCUAUCGACGACUCUAACAUAUGUAAGGCAUUAACCCAUGGCCGAUGAGAGAGGCCCACUAAUAACACCACAAACCCAAUAUCACAAAGCUGUUAAGCGGAAAAAGGUGCUGAGCAAAAUUAGCAGGGAACCAGUAGGAAUUAAUAUAUAUAUACGUUGGUAUUUUGACUGGUUACCUAAUUCUGCUAAGCAAAAGUGUUCUGAUGUACUUGUAAGCUUGGGACAAUAUUAUGAAGUGAUAGGAUCACACAUUCACCACGCACAGACAUUUAACUUGUUGAUGACAAACUGGUUUACAGGCUGAUGUGGCUUCCCUGUAGUUUUCUGACCUGAAAAUAAACGUGUGGAGCCUUAUUUUUCUGUUUACCAGCUCUUGACUUCUUACUAUAAUACAUCACAAGUGGGAGACAGAAUUGUUGAGUGUGUACUGAAGUCAGUGUUUUUCGGAGUUCAUGUAAGCUCACCAUGCAAUGCUAAGCAGCUCCAUGAAAAGGCGCAGGAUUAUUGGUCAUCAGUGAGAGAUGUCCAGCCAGUUGCUAAGUCCCAUUCAGCUGGUAAUUACAAAAGAACGCGCUAAGCUGAAACAGUGUAUCUCAAAAUUCACGUAAGCUUGCCACAUGUAUGCUAAGCAGCUCCAUGAAAAAGCACAGUAUUAUCAGUGAGAGAAGUCCAGCCAGUUGCUGGGUCCCAUUCAGCUGGUAAUUACAAAAGAACGCGCUAAGCUGAAACAGUGUAUCUCAGAAUUCAUGUAAGCUUGCUAUGCUAAGCAGCUCCAUGAAAAAGCACAGUAUUAUCCGUGAGAGAAGUCAAGCUAGUUGCUGGGUCCCAUUCAGCUGGUAAUUACAAAAGAACGUGCUAAGCUGAAACAGUGUAUCUCAGAAUUCACGUAAGCUUGCUAUGCUAAGCAGCUCCAUGAAAAAGCGCAUGGUUAUCCGUGAGAGAAGUCCAGCUUGUUGCUGGGUCCCAUUCAGCUGGUAAUUACAAAAGAACUUGCUAAGCUAAAACAGUGUAUCUCAGAAUUCACGUAAGCUUGCUACAUGUAUGCUAAGCAGCUCCAUGAAAAAGCGCAGGGUUAUCCGUGAGAGAAGUCAAGCUAGUUGCUGGGUCCCAUUCAGCUGGUAAUUACAAAAGAACUUGCUAAGCUGAAACAGGUUGUGAGCCCUAAAUUCCACAUUAUUACAAACGUUCCUAGAAACUUGUUUCCAUGUAAGUCGUUGAAGUGGUGUUAUAUGCUGAACAGCUGUAUGAUAUUGUUCCCUGGUACCCACAGCCUUGAUAACCAGCGGCUGGUUGCAGAGGCUACUCUACAGGUCAUGUUAAUGCCUUGUUUGGAGACUAACCCCCAAAUUACAAGUUGCCGAGAAAAACCUUGUUGCAAAGGCUUCUGUGGCUAUCUGUAGGUACCCUACAAAUCAUUGUUUAAUGUCCAUAUAGAGUGUAUUAUGUAUAUAGUUUACUAAAAGUAGUUACUAAAAAAGAAUGUUGGUCACUGUUUGUGGAAGUAUUGAUAUACAUUGUGUGCAUCAGUGGUUCUUAAAUUCUUAAAUAAAUGGAGCGUGCAAGAUGACCUACAUGGGAAGAAACCUUUGCCAUGAGAAACUGGACAGAAAGUGUGGUACAACUUGGUCUCUCGAUUCUUAUUGCGUUCACAUUUUAUUUUUGACCUCAGGUUAGCUUGGAAUCCCCUUUAAUAAAACAGGGGUGUGGAAUAUAAGAAGUUAAACUUACAUGUAUGAAAUAAAAAAACUUUAAAAAAUAGAAUAAAAUUGAAAUGAAACCCCCUACCUUACAGGUCUAGUAAUAAAUGCAUUGAUUUUGUGCGUAAGAAUAGACUUGUAGAAGUCUACUGUUUGGCUGAUGAUCAGUGCUUGGUACCUAGACUUCAAAUACAAACCUAUACAAACAAAUUAAGGAGGUUUCUUCAUGAUGUCUCACAGUGUCUGCUUUUCAAACUAAAUGGUAAAAUUUACAUUAGUCCCAUUUUUUAUUGUAAUAAAAAGCAAAUACAGUUAUAUGUUUUUCCUCAUUCCAUAACAUUUCCCAAAAACUAUAUAUAUUUUUAAGUAACAAAACAAAAAUAGAUUGUGUAUUUAUUUCGUAAGAGUUGCUCCUAAGCUAUUGUGUUAAAGUCAGUGUCAAAAAUCAUGUUGAAUUAAUAGAAUUAUGAGUUUUUCUGUUCAAAACUAUAAGCUUGUUUCCCUUUUUUAGGAGGAAAUUUUUUUACUAAUGAUGACAAUUUUAAAUUUUUGAUUGGAUGAAAUUGUUAGUUGAAAUAUCUCCUUUUUAGCCCAUCAUGAAAAUGAAAAUUAUUCAAUAAAAUCUUGAUUGAAUGAAAGCGUGAUUUUCUCCCUGAAACUUUCAAGGAAUGCUGCACUACUCGAUCAAAUUCUACAGGGUUUUAGUGCCAUUUUCAAACAAAUUAAACAUGAUGCUUUUUGGAACAGGUUCACUUUGCUUUAUAUUGACUACAGGGAUUGGACACAUUCUUUGUAGCCUCCUCAGCUAAGCACUAGAGUGCGUUUUGGCGACCCCGACCAAGCCCAACCGAGUCAACAAGUCGGUUACCGAAAGUCAGUUGGCGAUUGGUCUGAACAGCAUCGUCACCACGGUUCAACUAAACACGCGCAAACGCUCAACCGAUGACCCAAUGUUUCUGGUUUGGGUUGCCAUAAUGCACUCUUAGAUACAGACAACCAGCUAAAUGCUCGUUUACUUCAAUGUUGUUGCUUUCCAAAUUAAUUUGCACAACAUCAUUUUCUGAUUAACUGUUUCAUUGAAUUGUGCCGUACAGUUCUACAAAGUGUUAGUAAAAAAUUGUUCAUUAAAUUAAAAAAACUCAUAUCAUUUCAGAGUACAGCAGGAAAAGAAUAUUCCGACAGUGAUGGCCACCUUUUUGAGGGAGGUGGCAAUAUCCCACUAAAAUAUGCUAAAGCUUGGGAAA